AUGGGAGCGUAUUGCAACGAAGACCUAAGUUUACCGGUUUACUCCGCCGGCGCUCCGACGGACGAGCUCCGGUUCAGCAAGCAUGUCUACGACAACGUCCAUGGAAACAUUUAUCUCGAUCCUCUUUGUUUAAAAUUCAUUGACACGGAGCAGUUUCAGAGGCUUCGUGAACUGAAGCAACUUGGAGUGACAAACAUGGUAUAUCCAGGAGCUGUACAUUCUAGAUUUGAGCACUCUCUAGGCGUGUAUUGGCUUGCAGGUGAAACGGUUCAGAAGCUGAAAAGUUUCCAGGGAAUGGAGCUUGGUAUUGAUAAGUAUGAUCUUCAGACUGUGCGACUUGCUGGACUUCUCCAUGAUAUUGGUCAUGGGCCUUUCAGUCAUAUGUUUGAGCGGGAAUUCCUCCCACAGGUCAUAAGCAACUGUCAGUGGUCUCAUGAAUCAAUGUCUGUUAACAUGAUUGACCAUAUCGUUGAUACACAUCAUAUCGAUGUUGAUGCUCAAAUGCUCAAAAGAGUGAAGGAUAUGAUACUAGCUAGUACUGAAUAUUCACAGCUGAAUAGCAAUGCAGAGAAACGUUUCUUGUAUGAUAUUGUUGCUAAUGGUCGAAAUGGGAUUGAUGUGGACAAGUUUGACUACCUUGUCCGAGAUUCACGAGCAUGUGGACUAGGAUGCAAUUUUCAGUUCCAAAGACUGACAGAGACAAUGCGAGUCAUGGACAAUGAAAUCUGCUAUCGCGCUAAAGAGUAUCGCAAUGUCCACAAGUUAUUUGCAACUCGAGCUGAUCUUUAUCGAACUGUCUACACACAUCCGAAAGUUAAGGCAAUUGAGCUUAUGAUAGUAGAUGCAAUGGUCAAAGCUAACGAUCAUUUGGGGAUUUCUUCUUACAUCAAUGAUCCAUCUGAAUACUGGAAGUUGGACGAUACAAUUCUCAAAAUUAUUGAAACAGCUCCAGAUCCAGAACUAGCAGAAGCUAGAGACCUGAUACUCCGUGUUCGAAGAAGGGAGUUGUACCAGUUCUGUAACGAGUAUGCAGUUCCAAAAGACAAAAUCGAUCAUUUCAAAGCUGUCACUGCUCAAGAUAUCAUCUGUUCUCAGAAGCAUACUAGCUUAACACUUAAAGAAGAGGAUAUCUCUGUUACCAACGUCAAGAUUGAUUUAGCUCGUGGAAGAGAAAACCCUCUUGAAUGCAUCCACUUCUUCAAGGAUUAUGAGAGUGAGGAGAAGUUUUUGAUACCUGAGGAAAGAGUUAGUCACUUGUUCCCAACAACAUUUCAAGACAUGAUUGUGAGAGUCUAUGCCAAAAAGCCAGAACUGGUAGAAGCAGUUUCAGAGGCAUUUGAGAAUUUCCAAAUGAGAACGUAUGGAAUCAAAGCUCAAGUCCACGCAACUCCUGAGAAAAAGAAACGGCGUAUGAUCGAUCGCGAGCGAGCGAGUGAUUCGACGCGCGGAUUCAGCAAAAUGGGAGCGAAUUGCGACGACGACCUAAGUUCGCCGGUUUCCUCCGUGGCCGGUGCUCCGACGAACGAGCUCCGGUUGAGCAAGCAUGUCUACGACAACGUUCACGGAAACAUCUAUCUCGAUCCUCUUUGUUUGAAAUUCAUUGACACGGAGCAGUUUCAGAGGCUUCGUGAACUCAAGCAGCUCGGAGUGACAAGGAUGGUGUAUCCAGGCGCUGUGCAUUCUAGAUUUGAGCACUCUCUAGGCGUGUAUUGGCUUGCAGGCGAAACUGUUCAGAGGCUUCAAACUUUCCAGGGAAUGGAGCUUGAUAUUGAUAGAUAUGAUCUUCAGACUGUGAGACUUUCUGGACUUCUCCAUGAUAUUGGCCAUGGCCCUUUCAGUCAUAUGUUUGAGCGUGAGUUCCUCCCAAGAGUCAUAAGUGACUGUAAGUGGUCUCAUGAGUCAAUGUCUGUAACCAUGAUCGACAAUAUCGUUGAUACACAUCACAUUGACAUUGAUCCUCAAAUGCUGAAACGAGUGAAGGAUAUGAUACUCGCUAGUUCAAAAGGUUUUGAGCUGAAUAACAAUGAAGAGAAACGUUUCUUGUAUGACAUUGUUGCUAAUGGUCGAAAUGGGAUUGAUGUGGACAAGUUUGACUACAUUGUUCGUGACUCUCGAGCAUGUGGACUAGGAUGCAAUUUUCAGUUCCAAAGACUGACAGAGACGAUGCGAGUCAUGGACAAUGAAAUCUGUUAUCGCGCUAAGGAAUAUCGUAAUGUCCACAAGUUAUUCUCCACUCGAGCUGAUCUUCAUCGAACAGUCUACACACAUCCGAAAGUAAAGGCAAUUGAGCUUAUGAUAGCAGAUGCAAUGGUGAAAGCUAAUGAUCAUUUGGGGAUUUCUUCUUACAUUGAUAACCCAUCUGAAUACUGGAAGUUGGACGAGACAAUCCUCAAAACUAUUGAAAACUCUUCACGUCCAGAGCUUGCAGAAGCUAGAGAGCUUAUAUCCUUCUGUAACGAGUAUGCGGUUCCAAAAGACAAAAUGGAUCAUUUCAAAUCCGUCACUGCUCAAGAUAUCAUCUGUUCUCAGAAACAUUCUAGCUUAACGUUGAGAGAAGAAGACAUCGCUGUUGCAAACGUCAAGAUUGAUUUAGCUCGUGGAAGAGAAAACCCUCUUGAAUGCAUCCACUUCUUCAAGGAUUAUGAGAGCGAGGAGAAGUUUGUGAUACCUGAGGAAAGAGUUAGUCACUUGUUCCCAACAACAUUUCAAGACAUGAUAGUCAGAGUCUAUGCCAAAAAGCCAGAACUGGUGGAAGCAGUUUCUGAGGCAUUUGAGAAUUUCCAAAUGAGGACGUAUGGAAUCAAAGCGCAAGUCCACGCAACUCCUGAGAAAAAGAAACGCCGCUUCAUGUAA
Messenger RNA from Microthlaspi erraticum, 2853 nucleotides. Lineage: Eukaryota; Viridiplantae; Streptophyta; Magnoliopsida; Brassicales; Brassicaceae. The record is from the annotation of a GenBank genome assembly.